Stegostoma tigrinum is the source of this 2525-nucleotide messenger RNA. It is a transcript of the gene cerkl, whose product is annotated as ceramide kinase-like. The record is from RefSeq and is a predicted model, not a curated record. Gene Ontology annotation, molecular function: kinase activity. The transcript is spliced from 13 exons. Lineage: Eukaryota; Metazoa; Chordata; Chondrichthyes; Orectolobiformes; Stegostomatidae. The coding region runs from base 123 to 1769 and encodes 548 amino acids.
UUAGUGGCGGCGGCGUGCACUAGGAGGAAGCGUUGUUGCGAUGGCAACCGCGUCUGCAGGGACGGGGGGGUCCUGCAGUGAGGGGCCCAUCGAGUCAGAACGUGGCCGGCGCGCACCCCGAGAUGUUUGCGGGCGGUCGGCGAGCGGUCGCUCCGUACGCCGAGACCGCGGGCAGCGGGCGGGAGAGGUCGCAGCCGUCCCGGGAGAGGGGCGCAGGAGGGUCCGGUCCGGAAGAUCCGAUCUGCCGGGGCAUAUUUCAGGUCGAAAAAAGAAGCUGCGACGUCGUGUUGACAUCGAGCAGAUUGACAUGGACGCCGAUUGAGCCGGAGAGCCCGGCAGAUGACGAUAAGGUGGUUUCCCGACAUAAGACGGAAUUUGUGGAGCUGAAAGAAGUAUUUGGUGUAAAGAUGAAACGUCGACGGUCUGCAAGGCAACAAAAGGGAGGAACCUUGUUAGGAAUCGCCAUCUUUGAGUGUAUUAAAAAGGGACAAAAUAAGCUCAAAAGUCGUGCAAUUCAUCUAAGCAAUUUAAGUGAAGAUUACUGCAAUGUUUGGUUUAAGCAUCUGAAAGAUAUUCUGAAUGAGCAUUUUCCAAACAGACCAAAAUACCUGAAAGUUGUUAUUAACCCAUAUAGUCACAGAAAGGAAGCUAAACAAGUCUACUAUGAUCAAGUUGCACCUCUUUUCAAGUUGGCUGACAUCAAGACUGACAUCAGCAUUACAGACCAUGAAGGACAUGCUUUUUCAGUUCUCAAGGAAUGUGAAAUUCAAGAAUUUGAUGGUCUUGUGUGUGUGGGUGGUGAUGGGACUGCAAGUGAAUUGGCCCAUGGUUUACUCCUCCGAGCCCAGAUUGACGCUGGGAGGGACAUCGAUUCCAACUUCACGCCUGUCAGAGCACCACUUCCUCUCGGCAUAAUACCAGCAGGUUCCACAAAUAUCUUGGCAUUUUCUGUGCAUGGAAUUAAACAUCCAGGUACAGCAGCAAUGCAUAUCAUUAUGGGUAACUUCCAAGAAGUGGAUGUUUGCACCUUUAGCAGUCAUAACAGGCUACUUCAAUUUGGUUUCUCAGCUAUGUUUGGCUUUGGCGGAAGAACCCUGGCCUUAGCAGAAAAGCAUCGUUGGAUGCCUUCCAGCCAGCGGAAGGAGUUUGCUGUUAUCAAAACACUGACAAAUCUUAAGCCUGAAAAUUGUGAACUAUCCUUUCUACCAUCAGAAGAUGUUCAUGUGGUAGCUCAGAAAGGCAAAAGAAAUGAAGAUGAAAUGAAUGCUAUUGAACAAUGUAAUGAUGAAGAUAAAUGGCAAACCAUACAGGGACAUUUCCUCAAUAUUAGCAUCAUGGCUAUUCCAUGUCUUUGUACUGUGGCACCAAGAGGCCUAGCACCUUAUACCAGUUUGGAUAAUGGAAGCAUGUCACUUAUUGCUGUCCAAAAUUGUUCGAGAGCAGAUUUCAUAAAACACCUAAAACGAUAUGGUAACUUGAAGAACCAGUUUGAUUUCCCCUUUGUGCAGACAUAUACAGUCCAGGAAGUUAAAAUUCUUCCAGGAACCACACACAGAUGGACAGACAUAACUUCAGACAAAAAUGCUGAUUCUCAUUCAUAUCACUCCUCUGUGAAUUCUCUGAAGGAAAACUGUCCAUGGAAUGUUGAUGGGAACUUGAUGGAGGGAACUUCAGAAGUUCAUAUAAAGAUCCACUCACAGCUAAUUACUCUGUAUGGAAAGAAUAUUGAAGAAUGUGAUGAUAUUACAGUAAAGUGCCGCUGCCUAUAAUGACAAAAAUACCAAAGGUUUCCUAGAGUGGUUUGUUAGUCACUGAACUUUUCUGACGAGAUGAAGCAGAAUUAUUUUCAGACCAUAGCCACAGUGAAUCUCUGUGCAAUUGUGCUUUUUUUAAAUCAAAUGUCUACUUUUAAUUAAUUUCUGUAUUUGCCUAACAUACUUGUGUAUAAAUUAUAUAGCUGACAUUUUGUUUUCUGAGAAGUGUACUUUUAUGAAUGUUAUCUAUUGCUUAUCAGUUUCUGUAAUGUUAAAGAAAGAUUUCCUGUUAACAGUGUUCAUUUAAUUUCAAAAUUGGUGAUAUUUAUGUCGCCCAUGGUGAAAUUCUGAUGGUGUAUUGUUCAAAUGUUUCAUUCUACAAUCAAAAGAAUGAGGAUAUGUGUAUAACCUGUUCGUUAUUUAUCAUUCUGCAAAUAACAGGAAUAUUACAGUAAGAAACCAGUGGAAUUUAACAUAGGGAUUUGUAAAACAGUAAAAUCACUUCAUGGCUGAUUGUGAAAGUACUGUCAAACGUAAUGCGUGGAAAUUAAGUAAUAUAUUUUAUAGAACACAUCCUGUUUUGAAAUCAAGAAAAUGAAGCUUUACAAGCAAAAUGUAGGAUGUUGGAUAAUGAAAUUCUAAAGAAAGUCUUAAUUUUCCAGUUUCUUGGCGAAGUGUUAUUUUUGUGGAUUUUCAAUAGUGGUUGUGCCAUCAUAGCUAUCAGUGAUUUUUCUCGUGUUGUCCUUCUCUUCUGACUUUUUAAAUUAUGCA